CCCUGGGGUGCUGUGCAGAGGCUCUCUCGGCUCUUGGUCCCGGGAGGCUGUGGGCAGCUUCUGCUUCUGCAGGUUGGACUCCAGCCCGCCACCUCCACCAUUGCCCCAGCUGAGUGGCAGGUGCCAGCUGAGGCCCCAGGGGCCAUGAGGGCAGCUCUCUGGGCCUUGGGAGUUGGGCCCCUUGUCCUCACUCUCUGGGCAGUCCCCAUCGGCGGGCCGGGCACUCUGAGGCUGGCGAACAGACACAGCCCGUGUGAUGGCGUGGUGCUGGUCCAACACGAGGGUCAGUGGGGGCACGUGUGCAACCGGGAGUGGACGCUGGCAGAGGCAUCCGUGGUCUGCAGGCAGCUGGGCUGCGGCCAGGCUGUGGGUGCCCCCAAGUACGUCCCGCUGCCCGGAGAGAAGGUGCCGGCCUUGCUCCACAACGUGUCCUGCAGGGGUGGCGAGUCCUCGCUCUUGGAGUGCAGCCUCGGGGCAUGGACGCACAGCCCGUGCCCCUACGAGUGGACGGUGGUCGUGCUGUGCUCGAAUGGAACUUUUCGGGAGAUCCGCCUGGUGAAGGGCCGGAGCCCCUGCUCGGGGCUCCCAGAGAUCAGGAACGCGAAUGGUGUGGACCGCCUCUGCGGCCUGCACAGGGAGGAGGCCACUGUGUUCUGCCGGGAGCUGGGUUGCGGCCCUGCGCUGCAGGCUUCCCGCCAAGACCAGGGCGGCGGCAAGAAGUACAUGACGUGUGAGGGCACCGAGCCGACCAUCCGAAACUGCAGGCUCAGCAACCGGCUCCGCAGUGGGUGUGACUUCCAGCAGGACCGGGAGGUGGUGUGCUCAGGACACACUGAGGCCCGGCUGGUGGGCGGCGAGCACCCCUGUGCCGGACGCCUGGAGGUGCGGCGUGGCCUGACCUGGGGCACUGUCUGCGACGAUGACCUGGACCAGGCCAUGGCCCACGUGGUGUGUCGGGAGCUGCAGUGUGGCUUGGCUGUGUCCACGCCCCGGGGCGCCCACUUUGGCCGGGGUUCUGGGACCGUGUGGACGGAGGCCUUCCGCUGCGUGGGCAAUGAGUCCCUGCUGUUCCACUGCCUUCGGGGGCCCGGGCACCAUUGCGGGCACAGCCAGGACGCUGGGCUCAGGUGCUCAGAGUUCCGACUGGUCAACGGCAGCAGCCGCUGUGAGGGGCGUGUGGAGCUUCAGGUAGAGGGGACCUGGGCGCCCCUCUGUGCCACCCACUGGGACUUGGCAGAUGCCAGUGUCCUCUGCCACCAGCUUAACUGUGGCGGUGUGGUGGCCACACCUGGAGGAGGCCAUUUUGGGCACGGGGACGCUCCCAUCCGGCCGGACAGGUUCCACUGUGUUGGGACAGAGCCCUACCUAUGGAACUGCCCAGUGAGCACCCUGGGGGCCCCCGCCUGUGCCCCAGGAAAUGCUGCCACCGUGGUCUGUGCAGAUCUCCUCCAUGCCCUGCGGCUGAGGGACGGCCAGAGCCGCUGUGACGGCCGAGUGGAGGUGUCUCUGGAUGGCGUGUGGGGCCGUGUCCUGGACGAUGCGUGGGACCUGCAGGGUGCGGGCGUCGUGUGUGAGCAGCUGGGGUGCGGAGAGGCAGAACGAGCCUAUGACGCACCGGUGCCAGACCACGGGGCCGGCAGGGUGGGGCUGAGCCGCGCUCGCUGCCUGGGCACGGAGACCCGCCUGACCCAGUGCAACGCAUCUGCGCCCCUGCUGGCGUCCGUGGGGGCCUUGCGGGACGUGGGCGUCGUGUGCUCCGGGAGCCACCAGGUGCGGCUGGUCGCAGGGCCGGGCCGCUGUGCCGGGCGAGUGGAGGUGUUCCACGCUGGUGUGUGGGGCACGGUGUGUGAUGACGGCUGGGACCUGCAGGACGCACACGUGGUCUGCCGGCAGCUGGGCUGUGGCCACGCCCUCCGCGCCCUGGGGGCUGCUCACUUUGGGCCGGGGGCUGGGCGCAUCUGGGCAGAUGAGCUUGGCUGCAGUGGCCAUGAGACAGCGCUGUGGCAGUGCCGGUCUCGGGGCUGGGGCCGGCACGACUGCACGCACAAGGAGGAUGCGGGCGCCUUCUGCUCAGGGUCAGUGGCCCUGAGACUGCGGGGCGGCGCCCAGCUCUGUGCUGGGUGGUUGGACGUGUUCUACAACGGUUCGUGGGGCGCAGUGUGCAGCAACGCCCUGAGGGACGCCUCCCUGGCCGUGGUCUGCCAGCAGCUGGGCUGUGGGGACCAGGGCUGGCUGGAGAACAAGCCGGUCCUCGCUGACUUAGGCGUCUCCUGGGUGGACGGCAUCGACUGCCGCAGGCUGCGGAGCUCCACGCUGUGGCAGUGCCCCUCCGCCCCGUGGGACCCGCACUCCUGCGACCGCGGAGAGGAGGCCUGGGUCACCUGUUCAGGAUCAUCCAAGGAAACGAGUCAGGACUUCGGGGAGACCCUCAACUGCCCUCCCACCGGCAGCUGCCCAGGGACGCUUCUGUCCACGGUUCGCUCCGCAACGCAGUCCCGCCCUGCGGUGACCACGCCCCCUCUUGCGGAGGAGGACGCGGUGCGCGUGCGCGGGGGCGAGGACCGCUGCUCCGGCCGCGUGGAGCUCUGGCUCACAGGCUCCUGGGGCACCGUGUGCGAUGACUCCUGGGACCUGGCAGACGCGGAGGUCGUGUGCCGCCAGCUGGGCUGCGGUGGGGCCGUCAGCGCCCUGGCAGGGGCUGCCUUCGGUCCAGGCUCAGGGCCCGUGUGGCUGGACGAGGUGGGCUGCCGUGGCAGCGAGGCAUCCCUGUGGGACUGCCCGGCGGAGCCCUGGGGACACGCGGACUGCGGGCACAAGGAGGAUGCGGGCGUGCGCUGCUCGGGUGACAGCGGGGCCACGGUUCGGCCGCCAGCAUUGGGCCCUCCCCUGACCCCACUACCUGCCCUCAAGGCUGGGACACUGCCCAUGACCUUCUGCAUCAUCCUGGGCACCCUCCUGGGCAUCGUCUCCCUGCUGCUGGGGGCGCAGUGGUGCCACAGAGCAACCUGCAGGGGUUCUGGAAUGUUGGAGAACCUGCCGUCAGAAGGUGUUUAUGAGGACAUCGGAGCUGUCCCCAUGGGGGAGGAGGUCGAGGGGCCCAGUGUGCCCCGGGACCUGGCGCUGGAGGAGGACUAUGACGAUGUCCGGGAGCCUCAGCAUGGCCUCGAGGAGGAGGAGGAGGAGGAGGAGGAGGUGGGCGGGCUCCUUGCAGCCUGGGUGCCAGAGCUCGGGCUGCAGCGGAAGACUGCUCUGGCCCCUGCCGCAGAGUGUGGUGACCGUGAGCUGGCCAUGGGGGGGCGCCAGCGAGACUCUCGGACUUUCACUUUCCUCAUUUCUAAACAGGAUGUCAUUAAACUCCCUGAAGCCCAGCCCAGGCUGCGCCGCAGGGGCAGCCCACCUGCCCCCUUCUGUGUGGGCUCAGGCCUAGGGGUCCGACUACAGACUGCCAUGGGGGGCAUCUGCUGGGCCAGCCUCACAGGGCCCUGGGCUCCAGCAUCUCCUCUCGGCCAAGCUGCUGCUGCCCAGGACGGGGCCCGUGGGUGCCGUGGCCAGCUGCAGGCCCCGGACCCUGGAGCGUGGAUGGGCGUCUCUGCGGUCAGCACUCUGUGCCCACGGGCAGCCCAGUCCCACGACCUGGGCGACGUUGCGCUCGACUUUGCAGACGUUUGUGUUGCAGCUGCCGGCUUCCCGCUGACCCUGGUUUCUCGAGGCUGCCCAGGCCCUUCUCUGCCUGCUCCUCCCACCUCCUGGUCGUCAGCUUGUACCGCUUAG
Artibeus jamaicensis (Jamaican fruit-eating bat) is the source of this 3771-nucleotide messenger RNA. It is a transcript of the gene SCART1, whose product is annotated as scavenger receptor family member expressed on T cells 1. The record is from RefSeq and is a predicted model, not a curated record. Lineage: Eukaryota; Metazoa; Chordata; Mammalia; Chiroptera; Phyllostomidae. Gene Ontology annotation, cellular component: membrane. Bases 145 to 3771 code for a protein of 1208 amino acids. The transcript has 15 exons.